Messenger RNA from Triticum urartu, 1424 nucleotides. Its product is annotated as transcription factor bHLH162. Gene Ontology annotation, molecular function: RNA polymerase II transcription regulatory region sequence-specific DNA binding; protein dimerization activity; DNA-binding transcription factor activity, RNA polymerase II-specific. Lineage: Eukaryota; Viridiplantae; Streptophyta; Magnoliopsida; Poales; Poaceae. Gene Ontology annotation, biological process: regulation of transcription by RNA polymerase II. Gene Ontology annotation, cellular component: RNA polymerase II transcription regulator complex. The record is from RefSeq and is a predicted model, not a curated record.
CACACACCACCCAUACGAGCGCCUCCCGUUUAAGCCACGCCACUCUAUUCCUCCUACCACCUCUCAUCAUUUGGAAUUCUUCAUCUCCUACCACUGGCUGCUCCAAGAAAAACAAAACACCCACUCCAGCCUGCUUGUGGUCAUACACUCAGUCUGGUUGCAUUUCGACCUAGACCACCAGAGCGGCCGGCUGCUAGCAGAUCCGGGAUUCCUUGUGCGUGAGAGUUCGAGAUGGAGGUGCGGGCGCAUGAGGCGACUGGCCGGAACAGGGGAAGGACGAGCGGCGGCACGACGGCGGCAAGGGUGGUGGAGAGGAAGGAGGCGGAGAGGGAGAGGAGGCAGCACAUGAAGGCGCUCUGCGCCAAGCUCGCUUCCCUCAUCCCAAAAGAACACUUCGCCAACCCUGAUACAAUGACCCAGCUAGGCAGCCUAGACGAGGCUGCGUCAUACAUCAAGAAGCUCAAGGAGAGGGUCGAUGAGCUGCGGCAUAGGAGGAGCUCUGCGCAAGCAAUGGCUGCCACAAGAGGGGCUAGUGGCGCCUCAAUACCAGCCACCACCCCUACCACGAGAGGCGGUGCGGGGUCACCAGAAGGAGAGAAACAUUGGGAGGAGUCUGCACCGGUGGUGGAGGUGCGGCAACACGACGUUACGAGCAUGCAUGUGGUGCUGGUAUGCAGCACACAGAGGCCUAUAAUGCUCCACGAGGUGAUCAGAAUCCUCGAGGAAGAAGGAGCCGAUGUCGUCAAUGCCAAUCACUCCGUUGCUGGUGACAAAAUCUUCUACACCAUAAACUCCCGAGCCUUAAGCUCGAGAAUUGGCAUAGAUGUUUCAAGUGUUUCUGAACGGCUGAGGGCAUUGGGAUGCAAAGACGUUGGCCCAGAGGGUGAAGAGGGCCAAGGCCUUGGCGGGCGGCCAGCCCCCGACCAGUGCUUCAAAGUCGCCACUGGUGGUGCUGAGCAGCCCGGACAGCAGCCCCCAGCACAGCCCCCAGCGAGGGGAGCGGCAGCAGGAGGAGCCGCAGAGGGCUACCCCCAACACACCACCCCCAUCGACUACGUCGCCGCGAGGGGCGUCCCCGGCAAGGGCAUCAAGCACGGAGCCCACAGCCAUGGAGGAAGAGGGGAACUUGGGCGCUGGUGACUCUGCCACGACGCCGAAUGCUGGCGGGGAGGGGACUUCUGCUUCACAGCCUGGCACUGGUCGCAUACGAACUCGGAUUGAGAUGAUUUAUAUAUGAAAAUCGAUCGUCUCGACGAGGCGAAGACAACUCCUUUAGAUCACUCCUUCAUCUGAGGUCAUAUUGAGGGCGUAAUCGGCCAAAUAGUAUUCUGAAUACAAAAUCUGAGUACUUCGAACACAACUUCAGCUUUAGAGAUGAGACCGGAUGACUAUGGCCCAAAUAUCAAAGUUUUCCCUUUUGACGA